GGCGAAAAUCCAAUUCGUUUUGUUUUGGCGGGUUGAUCCCUUUCAUUACUUUAUUUGUUAAAUGCCAUCUAUAGGUCUAGAGUUAAUUUAUCCACCUAAUUGUAAGCCUAUAAACGAUGAUUUGUCGAAAGAAGAAUUAAGAAGACGCCUGACUGAGCUAUGUAACGCACUAGACAAUGUUAUCGAGGAAGAAGGAAAAUCAACUGAAACUUCACUGGAUGGAGAGAGAUUAUCGCUUUCUCAGGACCAUACAAAAUAUAAGGGCCUAUUUCUAUUGCUUGGAUCACCAGAGUUCCUGAAAAAUGCAGAUAGAGAUAUUCAAUUACGAGUUGGUGUAUGUAUUUGCAAGUUACUUAAAAUAUUUUGCCCAUCCAACCCUCUUUCUGGUUUAUCGGAAGAAAAAGUCCUUACAAAAGAAAUCCUGUGUUUCUUAAUUGAUUGUAUUGGAUUACUUUCAAACGUAAAGACGAAAACCGAUGCUGUAUAUAUUAAACUUCAUACAAUGAUUUAUAUCUGUGCCCAAAUUGACGUCUUCAUGUGGUGUUCGUUUUUGGAAGAUGAAUCUGUCCUAUUUGGCUUUGUCAAAAUGGUUUUUGCUAUUGUUAAAAACCUUGAUGUCUGGUCUUGGACUGAUAAUUCCAUCGUUCGCCAGAUGAUUUUAGAUAUGACUGUUAAGGUUAUCAUCCAGUCUGAGAAAUUCCUGUCUUCUGACCUAGUCACUUUUAUACUUCAGUAUCUAAUAGAACCUGCAAAAAGUACUCAACCGGCUCAGCAUACAUUCGCUCGAGACUUAAUAAUAAGGACUGCUGACCAACUAGAAUACCGAAUUCAAAUGUUAUUACAAAACUCCCUAAUUGUGGGUAAAUGUAAUGGAACCCAAAUGAAAACUGAAGGUAAACCCAUCCGUCCUCCUGAAGAGGUUUUGGAAGACAGCAGCGAGGGGAUAUCUGAUGUGAAUGAAUCUAAAGAUGAUGAGGGAAAUCCUGAUCUACUUGGAGAGCACGCAUUUCUCAUCAUAUACGCUCUGCACACAAUACAAAGCAGUAUAGUAGCUCCAGUCCUUCCGACUAUUGAGUUAAAGCUAAAGUCGCCUAUUGUACGUGAGCGUAAACGAUCUUUCAGAUUAUUAGCGCGCUUAUUUUCUGAACCGAAUUCUUUACUUCACAGGAGAAAUCCAAGUCUUUGGGAUGCAUUCCUGGGGCGCUUCAAUGACAUUGAUAGUGAAGUCCGCAAGUUAUGUAUUCACAUGUUGCCUCAGCUUUUAAAACAAAACCAGGAUUUGCUUCAUGAACAGUUGCUGACAAAUUUUCAACAGCGUAUUUAUGAUCCCGAUGAAGAAGUUCGACUUUUAGCUUUAAAAACAAUGACUGGUCUUAUUAAACAAUCUGAAAGUGAAGUUAGCGAUGAUGCAUUCGAAUUGUUAAAGGAGCGUUCUCGAGACAAGACCCUGUCUAUUCGUAAAGAAGCUUCUUCCGCUUUAGCUUCGUUGUAUAAAGGUGGUUUGCAGUCGGGUUGGUUAUCUGCUACAAAGUCAGCUUCUGCUCUAAAUACAAUUUUGCACUUGUACUAUCAAAACUCAACUGACGACAAGCUUAUCGUUGAACGGUUAUUAAAGAGUUCAAUCAUUCCGUACAAUUUUGAAAAUGCUGUCCGUGUGCAAGCCUUAUUCCGCUGUUACAGUUUGAUGGAUGAAGCUUCAAUCAAAGCUAUGCAGGAAAUUUUUAAGACCCAAUAUUUUGCCCUCAAACUUCUUCGUGAUGUUGUCAAGUUGUUAACUGACCACCGUGAUGCGAAAAUUCCUUCCGAAGUUAAUACUGAAAUAAUGGGUGUCAUACAGCAUCUUAGCAUUUUAAUACCGAAAUCAGAAAAGUCAGUUGAACAUCUGAAACGUUUCUUCAAUCAAGUUCAUACAGAUAAAACACUAUGGAAUCAUUUAGUUAAACUGACUAAGCCACAAACCGCUUGUGCUCAGGCAACAACAGCUUUAAGAGACAUAUUAAAAAAAAUAGGGACGACAGCAGAAAAUCCCAAUAGUGUCAAUGAUAACCAAACAAACUACGCACGUGUUGUAAAGAUUUUACUGGAACGAUGUGCACCUGUUCUCUUUGAUCGUAAUUUUGGCAUGGAAUUAGUCAAUCAGCUAUAUAUCAUCAAGAAAACUGGUUGCUUAUCUGGAACUGCUGGACGUAUGAAUGUGACACGUUCACUACGUUUAUUACUUGCAGUGUCCGUUUAUUUUAAAGAGAUACUACCUUUAAAUAAGGUUAUGGAUUACCUACUCUGUAUUUUAUCUGAUGAAAACUCGUCAGUGCUUAAUGAUGAAAAUGUAUCAUCGUCAGCUAAUUCAAAUUCUUAUAACGAUUCGUAUACAUUACAAGAAAUAGCUUUAAGUAUCCUAUGUUGUGUACUUGGUGGGGGUCCAAGUGGAGCAUUUAGUAACAAUGACCUAACUGAGCCUCUUCAAAAUAUUGCUGACAAACAAAAUCUUAGUAUUUAUACUCAGUUAACUGAACGUUCAGAAGAAUUAUUACCAAUUUUACGUCGUUUUUGCUGUACAGGAAUUGUUCCCAUUUCUAUAGAAUCAUGUCAAAAUAGAGAAACUGCAGAAAAUUCUAUAAAAAAUAAUCGAAAAACAACAAAACAUGGAGUAAAAAUUCCUUCACCAAAGUUAAUAACAGAUACUGUUUCAAAUAGUGGUAUUGUUUGGCGUCGUGAACGUCGUCGUUCCAAGUUAUCAAUACGUAUUUUGUUUUGUCUAUGCAAUGUCAUACGGCAUUUAUUAAAUUCAAAGAGUAAAUCUGAAACAAACAAUGUAGAUUUGGAUGAAGAAUCUAUUAUAUCAAUGAAUGAUGAUUUAACUGAUGAACUGAAAAGAUUAUCUACUUUAAAAUCUAAAAUUAAUGAAAUUCUCAAUGAUAUUGUUCAGGUUUGUAUUUCAUGCCCUAUUUUAUCUAACGAUUACAUAUCCUGCCUCACUUCAUUAAGCCAUAUUGCUUUAUUAUUUCCUGAUGUAUACAACGAAGAUAUUAAAAAUUUCAUUACAAAAUCUUUGGUACAACAAGUAUUAACAUUUGAACCAGAUGAUCUGCCAAAUCAAGAACAAGAAAAAGACAAAACGCCAAUAAACAGUGUGACAUCAAAGAAUUUGUCUAAUCAAUCCAAAGCUGAAUGCAAUGCUCUUAGUUCUUGGUCACCUGAUAGUUUAAUCAGUAACUUAACUAGAGCAAAGAUUUCAGCUAUUAAACUAAUAACAAAUUGGUUAGUAGGUUUAAAAAAUGAAGUAAAACCUGUUGUUCAAGUUAUUAUUCGACUUCUUUAUCGUAUAAUCAUUCAUGAUGGCGAUUUAACAAAAGGUGGUAAAUUAUCAUACGGUGAAAUGUCAAGGCUGCGCUUAGUUGCCGCUACAUCUUGGUUAAAGCUUGCACGUUCUCAGGCUUAUGUUGAAUGUAUUGAAAUUGGCUGGUAUUUGUCAAUGAGCUAUAUACUUUGUGAUCCAUGCCCACAAGUGCGUUCGCACUUCCUAACUAAGCUCAAUCAGGGUUUAUAUAAACUGAGUCUUCCUCUUGAGUACAUGGCUAUUUUCGCACACUCUGCUAAUGUAUCAGAACCUGCAUUUAAACAACGUGCAAAACAACUUUUUAUUGCGAAUAUUCAACGUCGUCGAGCAUUUUUAAAUAAACACCCUUCGUAUUUUCGUGAUGCCAAGUUUUUAUUUGGUCUGUUACCUGAUUACGUAUUACCGUACGUGAUUUACUUACUCUCUCAUGAUUCCAAAUGGACAAAACUAGAUGAUGUAGAAAUACUUAAUAAAAUCAAAAGUGCUUUAUGGUUCAUAAUGGAACCGAUUAUGUCUCAUGGUGAAAAUUUCAGUUUUUUGCGAAAGAUUAUUGAAAAAAUUAAAUACGCACGAGAUGCCCUUCAUCCUGAUGAUACUCUGGUUAAUGAGAAACUGUAUACUGUAUGCGAUAUUUCUUUGGGUCUUUUAUUAUCACGUUGCAUUAACCCGACAAUUAAAGAGUAUCCGGUGGAUGUCAAGCUACCUAAAACUCUUUUUACCUCUGCACCAAGUGAUUUUCGCAAUCCUGAUUUUAAGCAACUGAUAAAUAUCGGUUCAGAAAGUGAAGCACAAACAGGUACAAGCAUUACAAAUUCACCUUUGGAAAUGUCCACCAAAAAUAAGGUCCAACCAAUUUUACAGUUCACUCCCAACAAACACACAAAAGCAUUUAAAGAGGGAUUAAUUCCUCCUGAGCUUGUAAAACCCAAAGGCGUUAAUACUUCAAAGCCAAGGAAAAAAGCAGAAGAAACUGUCAGUCAUAAGAAAAAGGAGAAAAAUGAGGUGAAACUUAAGACUAAAUCAAAUAAUAGUGUUGACGAGCUAUCAGAAUAUGGAAGCAUCGACGAUAAGGAGAACUCCCUGUCAGACAGCCGAGAUAAAAUAGAUCAACAAAAGGAGAUUAUAUCCAUUUGUGUACCAUCUACCAGUAAUAACAUGUUGUCCUCAGAAACUGAUCCUAAAGUUUGUGCUGAUAUUACAGAAACACAGGAAGUGAGACCGUCUACCCCUAACCGAGAAGCUGUUAAUAGGAAAAAGCGUCGAAAAACAACUCCACAAGAAAAUCUUAAACGCCCACGUAUUACUAAAUUAUCAGACUCAAAUUCAAACAAAAAACAAUCCACACUUGAUUCUGUUGUAAAAGUUAAUGAAAUUUCCUCAAACAAGACCUUUUCCCAAAUAGAGAAUACAAGUCAACGAUUGUCUUCCGCCUUUCCGAGUAAGAAUGUAAACAUUAAGGUUAAGAAAAACCCACAACCCAAUAAUGCAAAGCAAAAUCAAUUUCGUCCUAAUGAAAACUCUAGAAGGAAUAUUAAAACAUCUACAUCAUCUAAAAAAAACGACCAGAACGUCUCAUUAAGACCAAGGAACUCAGUAAUUUCAGAAAGUUCCCAGAAGCCUACUAGGAAUCCAGGAAGAAUCCCACAUUCUACUAACAAAAAGCUUGUGAGAAGGAAUGUAAGAAGUUCAUCGAGACUAAAAACCAAUAAACGUACACAUCUCCCGGAUGCCCUGUCAAGACGCCCAUCCUCGAGAAUGAGUGCGGUAAUCGCCAAACAAAAGCUCCUAACCCCAAUGUCUCAGUCUAGCUCAAACUCGACGUCUCAAGUGACUCCAAAACGAAAGUGAUGAUACCUUUUGUGCAGCAGAGAUCCUGUUUUAAUUCUUUUGAAAUCACUUUUCGAGGAUGAUUUGUUUUAAUAAUUUGUUGAUCUGAUCUCGAGUUUUUUGUACCGAACUAAUUUAUCUUUUUCAGUAACAUUUUAUUGCCUGAAUUCCAAGAAGUUCAUUUGCUAUCAGCCACCACAUAAUAUUUCCUUGUAAAUUAUAUUUUUUCCCAAACGCAUUUAUCCACGAUUUUGUGCGUUCAAAAUAUGUGUGUAGACGUUUUAUUAUUAGCCCUCUUAUUCACCUUCCUGAAAUACACCUAUGUACGAUAAGAUUCUUUUGAUUACUUUUUUCCAAAAAAGACUUUCGAAAAACAGAGUAUAUUGACAUUUAAAGAAGAAUUAAACGCAUCAAGAUAAUCUGUUCAGUAAUCUUGUUUCACAGUCUGCUAAAGCCCAAUGAUGGUCGACUACUUCCAAUGCUUCCCAUUCUGCCUUGAAUGCCUUCUGCAUAUCCUGUGGAGCUUGUGGUGUAGGUACUUGGUGAUCUGGCAAAAUCAUCGAGUUAUCAGCUGCGUUGUCCGAACCAAGUACCAAACCAUACAUACUUCUGAGGCCAAAUAUGUUCAGAAAAUACCAAGAUGCAGAGCUAACCCUAAAACCGGUUCAACUAUUAAACAAAAAUUUACCAGGAUGCAUCCAGAGAAGUAAGCGACUCACAGCCCCUUUGAAGCAUGGGCUUAAAUCGAUAAGUGAGUGGAAAUGGAACUUUCGUGGUCAAGAAGCCUGAAAAAGCCCAGUUGAUCCAGCUGCCAAUAACAAUCAUUGGAACCAUAUUGAGCGCAUUGCUUCUUAGCAUCUCAGUUGCCAUUGAGGGAUCUGUCGAAAACUUGGUUAUAGUGUAUGAGACUCACCAGCCAUUGGAUUAUUCAUUGGACUUUCUCGCUUUUGUGUUUUAAAAAACCCAUGCUCCUUAUCAUUGAAGAAAUACUUGCGCAUUUUAAAAGCCUAAAAUAUCUAUCUAUUUCC
Molecule: messenger RNA, 6192 nt
Organism: Schistosoma margrebowiei
Lineage: Eukaryota; Metazoa; Platyhelminthes; Trematoda; Strigeidida; Schistosomatidae
Source: the annotation of a GenBank genome assembly